GAGGGAUUUCAGAGCAGCCUCCAGUCAUGCGUGUGGAGAGUCGCUCUGUGAGUGAACACAAACACACGGACAAGUGAACUGCUGGAGAGAAUGUGACGGCAAAGUGUGUUUUUUUAAAACCUGAAACACCGCCGCCGAGUUUUGUCACUACUUUUGACUCUGGUAUUGAGUUGAACAUGCAAGCUAUGGAACCGAUAACGAAGUGGACGCCAAAGCAAGUUGUCGACUGGAUGAAAGGUCUGGAUGACAGCUUGCAACAGUACGUGACUAACUUUGAGCGGGAGAAGAUCAGCGGGGAGCAGCUGCUGAAGAUCUCUCAUCAGGACCUGGAGGAGCUCGGCGUGGCCAGGAUUGGACACCAGGAGCUGGUGCUGGAGGCCGUCGAUCUGCUCUGUGCUCUGAACUAUGGAGUGGAGACGGACAACCUAAAGAACCUGGUAGUGAGGAUGAGAGCUGCCACCAACAGUCUUCACAUGUCCACGUCUGACCGUAGGAAAAGCCCCGCGUACGAUGGCAGCACCUCACGCAAGCCACCCAAUGACUUCCUUACCUCCGUGGUGGAGCUCAUAGGUGCUGCAAAGAGCCUCCUGGCUUGGCUCGACAGGACGCCCCUGACAGGGAUCAGCGACUUCACAGCCACCAAGAACAAGAUCAUUCAGCUGUGCCUGGAUCUCACCACCACAGUUCAACAGGACUGCACUGUUUAUGAGAUGGAGGAAAAGAUCCUAGAAGUUUCCAAGGUCUUGAACAGCAUCUGCGAUCAGACCGUGAGAACUACCUCUGACCCCCUGAUGAGCCAAUCGGCUUGCUUGGAGGAAGUCCAGCUGACCAAUAUCAAACCAGGGGAGGGUCUGGGUAUGUACAUCAAGUCUACUUACGAUGGGUUACACGUCAUCACUGGAACCACAGAACAUUCCCCAGCAGACCUGACCAGGAAGAUCCAUGCUGGUGAUGAGGUGAUCCAGGUCAACCAGCAGACAGUGGUGGGCUGGCAGCUGAAGAACCUGGUGGUCAAACUGAGGGAGGACCCCAAAGGUGUGGUGCUACUCCUGAAGAAGAGGCCUACAGGCACGAUGGGCUUCACCCCUGCCCCGCUCAAGAACAUGCGUUGGAAGCCCCCAGUGCCACAGAAUAAUACCUCCCUGAUCAGAGCCCAGUCUCCCUGUGGCUCCGCCAACAGAUCAACCAAAAAGGAGAAGCCAGCUAUCUUGGACUUGUACAUCCCCCCUCCUCCCACAGUGCCCUACACCCCACGAGAGGACAGGACGAGCUCCUUCUCCAGCAUCAGCAAAAGACCAAAGGGCUCUGAAUCACCCAACUCCUUCCUGGAUGAGGAGAGCAGAAGACGCUUCACCAUCGGGGAUUAUGACAAGCUAGGCGUGGGCUAUCCUAUUGAGGCCAACGUGAUACAGCCCAGAAUGAGGGAGCACAAACCUUCGCGUGGUAAGCCCCGGCCCCUUUCCAUGCCAGUGGAUACCUGCCUGGGAGUGAUAGAUCCCUAUGCUAAGCCCUGGACACAAGGAAGGAAAGGCGAAGACCUCCUCUAUAGGUACCUGAGCAAUGAGAGGAUCCCCACCAUCGCAGAGGAGGUUCCCUCAGUGUCGCCGCCCUACAGGCCUGGAGGGGACCGACAGCUAGUCAAAGGAGCUGACCACAUCCGGGGCAGCCGCUACUACUCCAACUCAGACCUCCACAACAGUGCCACCAUCCCCUACCAGGAUGACCUGAAAAAGGCGCCCUUAGCCCCCGUCUCCAAGCGUGCCCAGGCAGAACGCUCACUACUGGGACCCAACUGGCACUCUAGCAGUGACUUCCUCAACAGAUACAGUCAUCCACAUAUGCGAUCGUGGUCCUUCUCUCAAGCGGCUGCCUUCCCCAUAUCUCUGUCCCGUCCCAUGGCUGCUGAUGACUACAACCCUGUCUCCCUCCGACACAAAUCAAGGAAGAAGAACCGAGGAGGCAAUGGGACAAUGAGCAGAAGAAGGAUUUCGGUCAAAGAACUGGGGCAGCCGGACCACCAGGGCUGGCUGUACAGGAAGAAAGAGAGCAAAGGCUUCCUGGGCAUCAAAUGGAAGAAGUACUGGUUUGUGCUAAAGAAGACGUCUCUCUACUGGUACACCAACCAGAUGGCAGAAAAAGCCGAGGGCUACAUCAACCUCACCGACUUCAUGAUUGACAGAGCCAUAGAGUGCAAGAAGAAACAUGCAAUCAAAGCCUGCCACCCACAAGUCAUGAUGUUUUAUUUUGCUGCUGAAAGCCACGAGGAAAUGACCAUUUGGUUAAAUAAGCUCGGGCUGGCUUCCAUUCAGUAUGAGCCAUCAGAGAGAAACCUUGAAACAGAGUGUUACAGUGAAGCCAGUGACCAAGAGGAGGCUGAGAGCACCGAGGUUCCCCCUCCUCCCUACUCUGAGCAGACCCUGCAGGACUCUCCAGAUGCGGCUGGUCCACCUCGUAGCGAACAUCAGGACACUCUUCCUCCGCCUUACUCAUCCUCGCUCCCCAGCGAAGCCAACGGCUCACUUUCCUCGCCUGUCAGCACCAUGACAUCACAGAGCUCCGCCUCCUCGCUUGCCAAGCACCGGCAGUCCUGGUUAGACUUGGUCUCGCAGGCCUCGCCUCUCACUGGGGAGACAACAGUGGUGUGCUCGGCUCAGGUACACACACAUCAGCACCCGCAAGAGGAUGAGGAGAUCCGGUUGGUUUUACCAGGAGGCUUGGUGCCCCAGGACUCCCUAGAAACAGAGUCCAGCGAGGAGCAGCCGGCUGCAGAGGGGCAAACACAGGAGGAUGUUCCAGUCUCUGGAGAUGGGGAUCAAGAGACAAACUCAGAUGAGAUGGAGAGGCUAUACAUCCACUUGAAAGAGGCCAGCCUCUCACCCAUAGGAGAUCGCAAACCAUCCACAAAAAGGGAUUUCAGAGCCUCAUUUAUAAAACGCUGUAAAAAUCGCACUGUCAAUGAUAAACUGCACCUCAUUCGGACCCUCAACAGCACGCUAAAGGCGAAAGAAGCAGAUCUGCAGGCCAUAGAGCAGGUGCUGUCAGAUCCAGUGCUUACCUCAGACAGGUUCAGAGAGUGGAAGGAGGCCAACGCGCCCUUGCUGCAGGAUAUCUGUCUCAAACAGGACCAGCAGGGGACGCCAGAGGACAAGGCGGCCACAAACGCUGCAGCAUCAGCCACUGCUGCUUCAGUAGUAGAGACCAGUUUAUAAAGACUCCACAUGAACGGUUUUACUGUAUGUCUGGACUCAGAGGACUGCACAUUCACUUUGAUGCACGCACACACACUGCUGUUAAAUCAGACUAUUUGACAUCAGUGGAGGUCAGGUGUCUGACUAACAAGUGGAUGGAUCAAUGAAGAGGAGUUGUUUUUACUUCCUACACGGACAUGAUCAUAUUGUGGGAUUAACAGGUCACAUUAAAAUGUGAAGUGUGUCUGUUUAGUAUUACUUUUACUGCUUGUAUUACAAGAUUCACAGAUUUUAUGGUUGAUUGUUUUAUUUUGCUGUAUGGUAGGUAAUUCUGUGGAUCUAUGUACUAUACCAGUUUUAGUCUUUAGAACGAUGGAGCAUGUUGAAACAAUGGAUCCCUUGUUCGUUUCCUUGAAAUACUUCUUUUACAGUAUAUGUUUUACCUGUUAUCAUUUGGUCAGUAGUGAACAAAUUUUAACUGUUUCCAGUCUCCUAUUAGUGCCGUGCACUACCACUACCUAUUCACUUGUGCUUUACAGUAACUCUUGAAGCAUCUUGAAGUUUAUAUUAGUAUUUGGUCUAUAAUAUGUGUCUUAACACUCCCUUUAAGAGUUUUCAGACUGAACACUGAGGCCUAUACUAACACAAUAACUGUUGAACACAAAUUAUGGUAAUUUGAUGUAUUCCCCUGCAUUUUUGGAACAUAAUGGCUAUUUUCAUAAAGGAACUUGGACCCCUGGGGAGCUUUUAGAUAACCCGAUG
Messenger RNA from Myripristis murdjan (pinecone soldierfish), 3950 nucleotides. RefSeq names its product connector enhancer of kinase suppressor of ras 3-like. The coding region runs from base 177 to 3209 and encodes 1010 amino acids. Gene Ontology annotation, molecular function: protein binding. The record is from RefSeq and is a predicted model, not a curated record. Gene Ontology annotation, biological process: regulation of signal transduction. The transcript has 25 exons. Lineage: Eukaryota; Metazoa; Chordata; Actinopteri; Holocentriformes; Holocentridae. Gene Ontology annotation, cellular component: cytoplasm; membrane.